This is a messenger RNA of Elaeis guineensis (African oil palm), 1521 nucleotides long. The record is from RefSeq and is a predicted model, not a curated record. NCBI's taxonomy places the organism in Eukaryota, Viridiplantae, Streptophyta, Magnoliopsida, Arecales, Arecaceae.
AUGAAAGAGCACAGGUCUGGGAGCACGAUAUCUCCGGCGAAGUGUUUCAGAGGGACUACCUUUUUGAGCCGUCCUGUCUUCCGACAACCUGGAUUCCAGGUUUGCGGAAAGAACCAGGUGGUAACGGUGAGUACUGAGUGCAUGGCUGGGACCUUGACCGCUUGUAUGCUCGCACCCGUUUCCUCUCCCCCACCAGUACGAAAAUUCCUAGCAAAAAGAACUGAUGCAGCCACUGCCAUAACUAGUUAUAGGGAGCUAAUAAAAACACCAUCCCUCCAUGCUGAAAUCGUCCACUCCCACCUGAUUAAAACUGGACUUAUCACCGAUAUCUCCAACGCCGACACACUCAUCCACAAGCAUUGCGAAUCAGACCUGAUCAUUCACGCGCAACAAUUGUUUGAUGAAAUGCCUGAUAGAGAUCUUGUUUCUUGGACUUCCUUAAUUUCUGGGUAUACCCGGCUACAGAGGCCUAGAGAUGCUCUUGAAACUUUUGUUAACAUGGUGAAUCUGGGAUUUGCUCCUAAUAAUUUCACCUUGGGAAGUGUACUCCGGUCGUGUUCUGAAUGUGGGGAACUAAGAAUUGGGGAACAGCUACAUGGAUCAAUAGUGAAGAUGGGCUUGCUUGAGAAUGAGUUUAUUGCUAGUGGCCUCAUCUCCAUGUACUCGAAGAGAAAAAGUUUGAGUACUGCAAUGGAGAUAUUACGAAGAAUGGAGGAAAAGGAUGCAUUCGCAUGGACUACGAUGAUUGUUGGUUGCUCCAAUGGUGGCAGUCCUUUGGAAGCUUUUGAUCUCUUUGCUGAAUUGCUUGAAAAGGAUAUGAGGCCUACAGAAUAUGCUUUUACUAGUGUUCUGAAGUCAUGCGCAUCUUUGGAGAGCCUGAAAGAGGGUGCUCAAGUUCAUGGGUACGUUAUAAAAACUGGCUUUGACGGGGACUCUUCAGUUAGAACUUCACUUCUUGAUCUCUAUGCAAAGUUUGGGGACCUAUGCAGUGCACGCUUGAUCUAUGACCGAUCUCCUUCGCGUGAUGUGGUUAUGUAUACUGUGAUGAUUGGUGGGUAUGCUUGGAAUGGAAGUGCUGAACAAGCUUGUGAGAUCUUUGAACAGAGGCGUGGAGAAUCCGGAAUCCACCCCAAUGAGUUCACCUUUGCUAACAUAAUAGCUUCCGCUGCACAAUCCGGCAAGCUUGACCUCGGUCUUGGUUUGCAUGCUUUAGUCUUCAAAACAGGCCAUGCUUUGGUGGUCCAUGUAGAAGGUGCACUGGUUGACAUGUAUGCAAAGUGUGGGAACAUAAAUGAUGCUUGCAAGAUCUUUGAAAAUAUGAGGGGCAAGGACAUCAUAUCAUGCUCUUCCCUGCUUUCUGGCUUCUCUUGCAAUGGGCCAGAUGAAAAGGCAUUGCAGUUUUUCUCAAGUCUACAUAAUGCUUCCAUGAAGCUUGAUCCCUUUUUAUUAGCUAGUGCCACAACUUCAUGUACCAAGCUUGCAGAUCAGCUGCGAGGGAAACAGAUCCAUGCCCGGUGUUAG